Harpia harpyja (harpy eagle) is the source of this 4860-nucleotide messenger RNA. It is a transcript of the gene VAPB, whose product is annotated as VAMP associated protein B and C. Bases 240 to 971 code for a protein of 243 amino acids. The transcript is spliced from 7 exons. Gene Ontology annotation, cellular component: endoplasmic reticulum membrane; plasma membrane. Lineage: Eukaryota; Metazoa; Chordata; Aves; Accipitriformes; Accipitridae. The record is from RefSeq and is a predicted model, not a curated record. Gene Ontology annotation, biological process: endoplasmic reticulum membrane organization. Gene Ontology annotation, molecular function: FFAT motif binding.
CCCCGCGUCUCCGCCAGGGCAGCGUGCGCGCUGGGAGCCGCCGAGCCGCCGCCCGGCCUGUCCCCGCUCCGCCGCCCGCAGCGCUUCUCCCUUCGCCGCUCCGGGGCCGCCUGGCGGGGGGUGAAUAGACCAGCCGGGCGCGCCCCCGCCCGCCCUCCCUCCUCCCCUCCCUCCUCCCCUCCCUCCCCGUCCCUUCCUCUCUCCGCCUGGUGCCGCCACCGCCGAGGAGGAGGAGGAACAUGGCGAAAGCGGAGCAGGUCCUCAGCCUCGAACCGCAGCACGAGCUCAAAUUCAAAGGUCCUUUCACAGAUGUUGUUACUACAAAUCUGAAACUCGGCAAUCCUACAGACAGAAAUGUGUGCUUCAAAGUUAAGACCACAGCACCACGUAGAUACUGUGUAAGGCCUAACAGUGGAAUUAUCGAUGCAGGAACAUCAAUUAAUGUUUCUGUGAUGCUACAGCCUUUUGACUAUGACCCUAAUGAGAAAAGUAAACACAAGUUUAUGGUUCAGUCUAUGUUUGCUCCAGCUGAUACUUCAGACAUGGAAGCAGUAUGGAAAGAAGCAAAACCGGAAGAACUCAUGGAUUCGAAACUUAGGUGUGUGUUUGAGCUACCAGCCGAAAAUGAUAAACCUCAUGACAUAGAAAUAAAUAAAAUUGUAUCCACAACUGCAACAAAGACAGAUUCCUCUGUAAUGUCUAAAUCAGUAAGUUCUUCUUUGGAUGACACUGAAGUUAAGAAAGUAAUGGAAGACUAUAAGAGGCUUCAAGUAGAAGUUCAGAGGUUACGGGAGGAGAAUAAACAGUUUAAGGAAGAAGAUGGACUGCGGAUGAGAAAGGCACCCCAGACAAACAACCCAAUAUCUGCUUCUGCAGCUGCUGUUAAGGAUGAAGGGCUCAGCUCCAGACUACUUGCUUUGGUGGUUUUGUUCUUUGUCUUUGGUGUAAUUAUAGGAAAAAUAGCCUUGUAGAGGCAGCAUGCUGGAAAUUGUAAAUUGGUUUGAUGGUUCUGCCAUAUCAUUGGAUUAAAUUUAUUCAUAACAAUGUUUAAAAAAAAAAAAAUUAAUGUAUGACAUCUCACAGGUCUUGCCUUUAAAUUACCCCUGCACAAAUACUAUGUAACAUAAUCUAGAAAGUUUAAAAUGUACAAUGAAUGAAUGAAAGAAAAUAUGCUUCAGUGAUGAAGGUGGGGAGAAAAUCAUGAUUUAACACUACAAUGGAAUAUUGUAUAUGUCAUUUUAAACAUUCUUAGACCCUGGUAUAUGUUGCUGGAUUACCUCUUUUUAAAAAAAAAAAGGAAAAAAAAAAAAAGGAAAAAUAGAACAAACUAUUCCUCCACUGCUGGAGCUGGCCCUAUUGGAUGUUUGGAGCUGGGUUAGGCAGGAGGUGUUGAUAACUUCUGUAAAAUACGUUAAUUCACCAUUCUGCUCAUAAAUUUAACAGUUUCUGUCAGUGUCUUCAACUCUGUGCAAGUUACCAAUUUCUUGGCACUUAAAUGAAUAGUGAGAAGCUGAAAAGAAUUGUAUGUGGCAAUGCUGAAUGUGCUAGGCAUCAUUAAGAGGCAUAUAUUGACUGGUAUGACACUCAUUUGGAAUAAAGGUCAAUGCCUUGUUCUCAUAAAGGGACCAAGCUACAUUGCUGUUGGUUCAUUUAGUUGAAUUAAAAUGUUAUUCAGAGAUGUUUAAUGCAUAUUUAACUUAUUUAAUGUAUUUCAUCUCAUGUUUCCUUAUUGUCACAAAAUUGACUAAUACUAUAUGGUAUGAAAAGGCACCUGUUUAAAGCCAGUGACUAGAACUAAAAAUUUGCUGCUGUAGUGAUGCAAGAUUCUUCUGCCUCCUGGUAUUUUGGGCACUACACAAUUGUUGGGAGUUUUGAUCAUCUGAGCAUUGGAGAAACAGUGGUCAGGAAACUGUUUUUGUAUGUAAAUAAGUCUAUCUAGGGGAAAAAAUAUUAGUAGUAAACUAGUCCUAUGCCGUAAAAGACCAAUCCUGUUUGACUAUGUAGCAUCUUAAAAAAAAAAGGAAAAAAAAAAAAAGAAAAGAAAAAUUAAAUAAAGCCCCCAAAUUAAUGUUUCCUUUGUUACUUUUGUCAUGUUCUCACACUUUCGGGGGGGGGGGGAGGAACAGUAUUCUCUGUCUACCUUGUUUAUGGCAUAAGGAAACUUGCAGCCUUGUUUAAGGAUGAAUUUUUUUUUUUCCAGCCUAAUUUUAAAAUAAAUCCAAACAGCCCCAUCAUCAGCCUGAUAUACAUAAGUGUUCAAAGUAACGAUGCUGACUGCUGAGGUACAAGUCUUGCUCUUCCCUGACUGCCUGUCUCUGACUUCUGGCCCACGGGAAUGCUCUGUGGCUGCACCCAGAGCCUGGCAGAAGCACUCCCUUCACAUAGAUGUCUUAACUCUGGUCCCAGAUGCCUUUUCCCAUCCGAGGUAACAACUCACCUUUCUGCUUCCUGUUUGAUCAAAUGUGUUCCUUCUUCCUCUUCACUCUGUGUAGUUUGGAGCAAUGAGUCUUGUCAACCAUCUGUCUCCAGCUUUUUUCUGCUGUUUCAAUGCAGCAUAUUUAUUUUUAGUAAAUAAUAGGCUUUUAUGUUCAGUGUGGAUUGUUUAUCAAAUGAAGCACUAGCUCAAUGCUGUUAAUAUAUCCCAAAGUGUUUUAAAACUUGUUGUGUUUUGUUUCAGUUUAAGAAUUGUUUGGGAAUCUAGAAUGCAAAAUACAUUCUGAGGUAUUGUAAACAGGGGGGCAUGAAGAUGGCUAAUUGGAAAAAUAAGUUACUGUUAAUUAAGCUGUGAACAGGAGAUCAAACCCAUGACUAUGUCAGCCAAACUCAGCUCGUGCUUUAAAUUUUUGUCCCUGCUAGAGAAACAGAAAAUUGCAAAGGCAACUUGUCUGAGUAGCUUAUGAUACUAAAGAAGGUACGAAAGACUUUCAUGCUUCGACUCGGUAUAGGAAGCUAGUAAAUGUAUUCAGAGUGUUUGAAAAUUAUUUUAUUUUUCUUUGCUUUUUUUGAGUGGUUAAAAAAUGAUUAAACUUUUGCAAAGUAUUCUGUAAGAAGUGAAUGGGAAAGUUUUCCAAGACACAUGUGCCCAUUACCAUUGACUUUCAGCUGGUACUAACCUGCCAGUGCAUGUUAGCUUGGUUUUCUUCACAGGUACAAUAAAAAGGUAUAUAUUUAUUUUACAGUUGAAAGGAAUCCAGUAGUCAGGACUGAUGUUCAUUGUCUAGGUCCUAGACCUGUUUUUUUUUAAUGCAGUGUUAGACAUGAAACAUGAAUUUACUUGGUUUUGUCUUGUUCAUGUCAGAUAAAGAUAAAUGAAUUGCAGAACUAGGAAGUUGGAAUCCUGAUUACUUUCAAGCUUGGCAUGCAGCCAUGUGAAAUGCUAAUAAAUGUAAUUGGUGCUUCAAAAGGGCACAGCUGAGCAAAUUUCUUAUCAAAUCUGGUAGUGAAGAAGAAAUUAGAUGGAAAACUGAAUUAGAAUUGGCAGUUUUCUAAGUGAAAGGUGUUAAAUGGCCAAAACCCCAAUAAUUUUGCAAUCGAGAAGGGGGACAACUUUGCCUAACUGCCCAUCCUGUUUCAGUAACGAAAUGAAGGUGGAAAUUAGAUGUAAAGUAAUAUAAAACAAAUAAGAAAAAGGGAAGCAGACAGCAAUCAACUCAAAAUGAGAGUUACGAAGUGUAGAAAAUUAAUAAGGCAAGCAAUAGCCAGAGGAAAAAAAAAAAGUAUGGGUUGGAGUGCUUGGAGAGGCUGAUAAAAGAGCAGAAGUUCAGAGGAAAUCUUUGUGGUAGGGUAAGGACUAUUACUAGAUGCAGGUGGUAAAGCUGCUAGUGAUGGUGUAAGAAUUGGAAAGGUGAUGUCACUCAUUAGCAAUGCUUAAUAUUAAAAACCAAUAUUUUUAAAUCCAGUAGGUCUAGAAACCUUGUAUCUGUAUUUCUAAGGGAGAUGCCUGGGGCAGUCUCUGACCUGCUGAUAAGGAUGGCAAACAGGACAGGACAGGACGGCCCAGGUGAAGUGUGUAGCUAGCUUGACACUCCCAGGGAAGGGAUGAAAAAGGAGAUGAAGGAGCGUAAUGUAAGUCAUUUCAUUCUGUCUUUUGUUUUUCAGUUUUCUUUGGGAUUAGACUGAUGUGAGUGUAUCUGGGCCCCUGCAAAGCUUGGUGUGUUCUGACAAUCACACGUUUCAGAAGUGGUCGUUCAAAGAGAACCGUAGCAAAAUGGGGAUACUCAUAGAAGGGUUCUGCUGGGACCCCAUAUGAUUCAGUGGUUCCAGAUCACUGGUGAAAAUAGAUACAAAAUCACUACUGAUAAAAUGUUAACAUGACAAAAAUAUCCAUACCCAGGACCAGAGUGAGUAAGAGCUCCACAUGUGUUCCCAGUGCAGUCCCAGGGUAAAAGACUAAUGAAUAAGAGUGUGUUCUUGGUUUUAAUUACCGUUAGCAGUAAGUGAUUAUACUUCUGUGUGUCUCAGCUGUGAGAGUUGGGAAUUUUGGAUGCAACUUGGAUAUUUACAUUUUAAAAGAGAAGCUGAGUAAUUACAAUGGAUGCAAAAAAAAGAUUCAAAAAUUACUGGUGGAGUGUGAAAAUGCCUUAGAGAGGGCGAGAGACAAAACUCAGUUGGAUGAGUUUAUCUACCAAAAUUGAGAAUGUCUUGAUGACAGUGCAUAGGUACCUUCACGGGGAGAAAAUACUGAUCACUGCAGCUCUUUGAUCUUAAAAAGAGCAACACAAGAACCACUGCCUGGCAAUCAAAGCCAGGCAAAUUCAAAUUGGAAAAAGGCACAAAUUCUUAAGAGAGAAUAACUGUAAUUUAGGAAUGUUUCUCCAAAAACUGUGAACAGAACAAUAAAAGUUAUGAUAUUUAUGCUAA